Messenger RNA from Talaromyces atroroseus, 2682 nucleotides. RefSeq lists its product as hypothetical. Bases 1 to 2682 code for a protein of 893 amino acids. Gene Ontology annotation, biological process: tRNA methylation. Gene Ontology annotation, molecular function: tRNA (cytidine-N5)-methyltransferase activity; tRNA binding. The transcript is spliced from 4 exons. Gene Ontology annotation, cellular component: nucleus; cytoplasm. The record is from RefSeq and is a predicted model, not a curated record. Lineage: Eukaryota; Fungi; Ascomycota; Eurotiomycetes; Eurotiales; Trichocomaceae.
AUGGGUAAAGGCAAAAAGGUUGCGAAGAGAGGCAGUCGCCAACGUGCGGACUGGAAGGACAUAGUAAAGGCGAACACGAAACUCGAAUCAUACUACAAUGACUUUGGAAUCAUCCCCAAGGAGGAACAAGAAGCCUUUUGGGCUGCAUUGAAGAGAGAACUUCCCAACAGCUUCCGCUUUACUGGCUCCCGAGGCCAUGCGAUUGCGGUUAAAAAGACGCUUGUCGACCACCACAUCCCCCAAAUCACGUCCAUCACUUAUGAGGGAAAUGUCGUCGAACCUCCAAAGCCCGUCCCCUGGUACCCGGAUCAACUGGCAUGGUACAUGACAACUCCGAAAAAUGUUAUCCGACGCUUUCCCCCGUUUUCGUCCUUCCAGAAAUUCCUUGUCUCCGAGGCAGAUGUAGGCAAUAUCACGCGCCAGGAAGUCGUGAGCAUGAUUCCGCCUUUAUUUCUUGACGUUCGGCCCGGAAUGACCGUGCUUGAUAUGUGCGCCGCGCCCGGAAGCAAAUCCACACAGUUGAUGGAGAUGCUGCACGCCGGCGAAGAAGACAGCAUCGCAAAGGCAACUGCUGAGAUCCGAGAAGGCACAUUCGACGCAUCAAAUUACCCCGAAGGAUUGAGAGAUGACGGUCGAACUACUGGUCUUCUCAUCGCCAACGAUAGCGAUUAUAAGCGAGCGCAUUUGUUAAUCCAUCAGAUGAAACGAUUGAACUCUCCUAACUUGAUUGUUACGAACCACGAUGCGACUUUUUUUCCAUCUGUAAGAUUACACUCUGGAAGCGGAAAGGGUAAUGUCUAUCUUAAAUUUGACCGCAUCCUGACGGAUGUUCCUUGUUCCGGAGACGGAACGACAAGGAAAAACCCCAGUAUUUGGAACGACUGGACGCCUGGAAACGCAUUAGGCCUACACGCUACUCAAGUGCGCAUUCUUGUCCGGGCUCUCCAGAUGCUCAAAGUCGGAGGUCGCGUUGUAUACUCCACCUGUAGCAUGAACCCAAUUGAAAACGAAGCUGUCGUUGCUGGAGCUAUCGACCGCUGUGGUGGAUCAGCUCAUGUCGAAAUCAUAGACUGCAGCAAGGAGCUGCCUGAUUUGAAGAGAGUUAAUGGGCUACGCAGCUGGAAAGUCCUGGAUCGCGAUUCUCGCGUCUGGAAUAGCUGGCAGGAAGUCGACGAACAUAGGCAAAAAUCCGGCAUUAGUGGACUUGGUCGAUUAGCGGGGACCAUGUUCCCACCUACGGAGGAAGUGCACCUCGAACGUUGCAUGCGUGUUUAUCCCCAUUUACAAGAUACGGGUGGUUUCUUUAUUACCGUCUUAGAGAAAAAGGGCGAGAUCAGAGCCCUUAAAGAGGACAGUUCGAAAGUGAUACCGAAAGCAUCCGUUGCUGCGGUAGUGGAAGAGUUGGAGCAGAAAACUCGCGAUGGUAACGGUGAUCCCAUCCAGAAGAUUGAGGCCCUCGACGAUAUAGUACCACCUAGCGAGGGAACAGAUGGCAAAGAUGCGACCGUCGCUCAAUCAUCCCAUCAACCUCCAUACAAAACAACUUUGGAUGUACCCUCUUCCCCUUCCAAACGAGCGAGGUCCGUUCUCGAAGAACAGCUUCCAACAAAACGUACGAGGCUUGAUGAUGGCACCGAUGCUGCUAUCGGCGACCGACCUGUCCAUUUCCCUCCCCCAUCCCUGGUGGAGGGCACGGAAGAUACUACUGACUAUCCAAAAGUAGAAGAGCCUACACAAUCUAAAACAGAGGUCCCGGCACCGACAAAAAGGAAACCCGGACAGCCGAUUGAAGAACCCUUCAAAUAUAUUGAUGGCAAGCAAGAUGAAAUUGAAAAGAUAUUCGAAUUCUAUCAUAUUCCAAGUCGGUUUCCACGGGACCGGUUCCUGGUGAGAAAUGCGUCGGGUAGUCUGACCAAGACAGUCUACUACAGCAGUGCACUGGUGCGGGACAUCUUGACGCAAAAUGAGGGACGAGGCCUUAAAUUUGUGCACGCUGGUGUGAAAAUGUUUGUGAAACAGGAUGCUCAGCGAUCUAACCAAUGUCCAUGGCGCAUCCAGACCGAUGGGUUGCAAUUGCUCGAGCGCUGGCUUGGGCCUCAGCGAACAGUGACAUUACAUAAGAAAGAGACAUUACGGCGACUACUCAUUGACCUCUUCCCAAAACUCGACAAACAUACCUAUGAGCAUCUGGGAGAAGUGGGAGAACAAACAAAAGAUAUGGAGCUUGGGUGUUGUAUAUUGAGGGUUGAGCCAAGUGAAACUGAGGAAGGACUUCCAGAACGGAUGGUGCUCCCUCUUUGGCGAUCAAUGUACUCUCUCAACCUUAUGCUUUCGAAAGAAGAUCGGCGCGCACUACUUCUCCGACUCUUCAAUGACGACACACCUGUCAGACAUCCUCCAUCCAAGAAAGCUGCAGGAGGAGAUGAGAGUGUCACCACGCCUACAGUAGGCGAAGAAGACGAACCAGUUUCGAGAUCUGAUCUCGAGCCUAGUGCAGCGGAGCCCGAAAUAGCUUAUGCCGAGAUCGUAAAAGAUAUUCCACCCCCGGUUGGAAAGACAGAAGAGGAAUACAUCAAAACGGAAGACAUUGUGCGCGGGGAAGAGCAGGAAGAUCUCAUGGCCAAACGGGAGACUUAUCAACGUGAUGGGGAUGAAGAAGACAGGUUCAAUACGACUGUAUAG